AACAUUGCAAUAAACUUUAUUACUGGCGGUUCAAGGAAGUUUUGUAAGCAAUGGUUGAUGGUGAGGAUAUUGAAAGUUCCAUGGACAAACAAUUCAACGAUAAUGACGGAGGUAAACCGGAUAAAAUGUUUACGUUGAAGAAGUGGAAUGCUGUGGCUAUGUGGAGCUGGGAUGUUGAGUGCGACACUUGCGCUAUUUGCAGAGUUCAAGUAAUGGACGCUUGUCUACGUUGUCAGGCGGAGAAUAAACGUGAGGUACUUGGACGCCAGGACUGCGUAGUAGUUUGGGGAGAAUGUAAUCACUCAUUCCAUCAUUGUUGCAUGUCGCUCUGGGUGAAACAAAAUAACCGCUGUCCGCUCUGCCAACAAGAGUGGUCCAUACAACGCAUGGGCAAGUGAGCACCAUGCCAAAGCUGAAUAGAGCAUCAGCAGUUAUAAUGGAACUGAAAAUAGAUUUUCUAAAUUUUAAGAAAACAACUGGUAAUUGAUGUUAAUUAAGUGAGCUAAUAUUUUCUCAAUAGAUUUAAGUUGCAACAUUUGUUUGGUAUGUAAGUUUAGGAGAAUGGUGAAAAUGUAUAAGAGAAAAUCUGUAAUAAACUGUAUUUGAGAACAAAGAGAACUAA
Molecule: messenger RNA, 622 nt
Organism: Bactrocera tryoni
Lineage: Eukaryota; Metazoa; Arthropoda; Insecta; Diptera; Tephritidae
Gene: Roc2
Product: RING-box protein 2
Exons: 2
Coding region: 51-398 (115 amino acids)
Biological process (GO): ubiquitin-dependent protein catabolic process; protein ubiquitination
Cellular component (GO): Cul5-RING ubiquitin ligase complex; nucleus
Molecular function (GO): zinc ion binding; ubiquitin protein ligase activity; cullin family protein binding
Source: RefSeq, a predicted model, not a curated record